ACAUACAAACAACGGUUCAGUUGCGCUUUGCCGGAACGCCAGUUUGCUCGCACGUUGGUUUGGUCGGCCCGUUUAUGUUUAUUUGGAUUUUUUCACCAUUAACAGCACUCUAGUGAUAUGAUAUAUUUUUCGAAAAACCUACGCGAAAAAACCUAACCGAAAACCGUGGAAAAGUGUACUUACGCCGCGCGCGGACAUCUUUAACGGUCAUAAUAUUAUCAUUUUUUAUCAUCAUGGUACUACCCGCAUAAUAGUAUAUUGUCGAUAGGCCUUCGGUCCGACCGACGUUUGGAAUGUUAUUUUCGAAAUAAAAAUCAUAAGAACAAAAACGGAAAAUCAUUUUCUAACCCGCAGACAUAAUAUUAUAAUUUGCUCCUCUCAUAGUCCGGCCGACGACAUGGGCGACAUCAACGGCAUGGACGAUAACGUCGAAGACGAGUUCGAAGACGCGUUGGAAGUGAUUCCGGCGCAUUGUACCAUGGACUUGGACACGGCCCUGGAGGACUCAAAAAUCGCCAUCCAUUGCUUUUUCAACAACAAAUUCGACGAAGCCCAAAACAUUUUACAACCGUGGGUCGGCACGAGUAUGUAUCACACUAUGGGAACGGCCAUAUUUCAGUUUCUUGAGGCGGUGCUCACCUUCGAUCAGACGAGCAUACAAAAAGCAUCAGCUUCGCUCAAAACCAGUAUCCGGUUAUGCAACGUGUACCGAAAGAAGACCACGUUGACUCAGACCCUCGGCAACAUGAUGAAAAAACCUAAUUAUGAUUCAUACACUCCGGACGAGCUACACGCCGAACUGUGUUUUGCCGAAGCGCUAUUGCUCAAGGCGUUGUUGACGUUCAUCGAAGACGAAACACUAGUCAGUUUCUUACGGGCCGGAAUCAAGAUACGGUCUUGCUACAACUCUUACAAAGAGUGCAAUCAUAUUCUCAACUCGCGCACUUGGACAGAAGAACAAAAACCGUACAAAACGCAUUUCGAGAGCGGCGUCCGGCUCGGCAUUGGAGCGUUCAACUUGAUGAUCUCAUUGCUACCGUCCAAAGUGAUCAAGCUACUGGAGUUUAUAGGAUUUUCCGGAAGCAAACAACAAGGCCUGGCCGAGCUGGACGCAUGCUAUCAACUGCCAACCGGUCUGAGGCACGUGCUGUGCGUCAUCACUUUGCUCACAUACAACCUGGUGGUGGUGUACGUGUUCAGCCAAGAGGACGGCGAUUUGGAAUUCUGCGACGCGGCUCUGCGCCAACAGCUGGCGCUAUACCCGAACGGUGCGUGGUUCUUGUACUUCAAAGGCCGGUUGGAGUUCAUGAAGGGCAACAUCGACGAGGCGGUCAAGUGGUACACGGCAUCGGUCGAAUCGCAGUCCUCGUGGCGACAAUUUCACCAUAUCUGCUAUUGGGAAUUGUGUUGGGCGAACAGCGUCGCUAUGGAUUGGAAACGGGCGGAAGUGUACGCAGUGAAAUUGGCAGAGGAGAGCAAGUGGUCGAGAACGAUUUACAACUAUCAGCGCGCAUGCAUAAUGCUUAUGCGUGGGUACAACGGCCUGUCUCGUGACGACCUCAAUACCGUCAAUCAAUUAAUGUUGGACGUGCCAAAAUAUAAACAGAGAAUCGCCGGCAAGUCUUUACCGAUGGAGAAAUUUUCGGUCAGGAAGGCGCAGAGAUACUUCAGCCAAAAAAACCGACUGUUUUUGCCGACCAUUGAACUGCUGUACUUGUGGAACCUGUUCAGCGUUUUCGGCAAAAAGAAAUCACUGUCCGGCAACUUGUACAAGCUAAUCGACAAAAACGCCAGAGACCUGGAGAAAAAUCCCGGACAAUACGGCACCGAAUACGAAUAUGACAACAAAGCGCUUUGCCAGCUGCUCAAAGGCACUUGCCUGCGAGUCAUGGACAGUCCUUUGCAAGCCGAAGAAUGUCUCAAGAGUGUAAUAGCCAUGGAGAAGAAAAUCAAAGAGGACCGCUACCUGGUGCCGUACGCCCACGUCGAGCUGGCUUUUCUGCACAAGUCCAAAGGGCAGUUGGAAAAGGCCGCUUGGUAUCUGGACUCGGCAAAGAAAAACUAUACGGGUUAUUCUCUAGAGACAAGACUGCAUUUUCAAAUUCACUGCGCGUGGUCCGCGUUAAACGACAGCAACACAAACAGUGCCGACAACUGCAGCGCCUAAACGCCGCGCGUGUGUGUGCGUAUGUUGGCUGCCCUGUUCGAAAUGAUUAUGUUUGUUUUGAAAUAAAUUGUAGUUUUUUAUCAAAAGAAAGUCUCCGACAUUCGAAAUAGGUCUGCGUUGUAAUUUAUUGUCAGGCCAUUUUUGGUGUGUGAUGGACACUGUUUGUCUUUCUCUAGUUGUUGCAUAAUAUUUUUAAAAUUAUUAUUAUAUUAUAUUUUUAUCUCGUAAAAUAUUUUCCAUAACACGUCUUGUGUGUUAUACUACUAAAUAGUACUUAAUAUCUUUGUUGUGAUAAACGAUUAAAUCCCCAUGGACUCAUACAAACUCAAAACCUAAUGUUAUAUUUUAAUUUAUUUUAUUUGUUAGAAAAGUUUAUCAAAAAAAAAAAAUAUAUAUAUAUGAAUAUAUUUUAAUAAUAUUAUUAUCGAUCGGUGUCCUCGUUGUAUAAUC
Molecule: messenger RNA, 2617 nt
Organism: Adelges cooleyi (spruce gall adelgid)
Lineage: Eukaryota; Metazoa; Arthropoda; Insecta; Hemiptera; Adelgidae
Product: tetratricopeptide repeat protein 39B-like
Exons: 14
Coding region: 398-2167 (589 amino acids)
Molecular function (GO): protein binding
Source: RefSeq, a predicted model, not a curated record